GAAUCCUGGUCAUAACCACAAUGUUUUGUAAACAAUCAACAAGUGUCUCAAUGUAAUUUAACUUUAAUCUAAAAAUGAUCAUGCUGCCCUAUUUAUCACGUCCCUAAGUGCAACUGAAAAUUCGGAAGCACUAGUAAAAUGUUAUACGAUGAAAAAACCGAAGCAGUUUAUUUAUAUUCAGAUUUUUCUAUUAAUGUUAUUGAUUGUAGUAUUCUAUUUUAUAUACAUGAGCAAUAAUCUAACUCAAGAAUCGACUUUAACCGAAUCCAGCGUUCUGAUCCACGCUAAGACUAAGACCAAGACCACAACUGCAACACAAAAGCAAGAAUUCAACAUUUGGUUAAUAUUCACUAAAGUUAAAAAGAAGUCUUUACUGGCAAAGAAGUUUGUAAACUUGGUGUAUAAUUUAAUUAAUGUGUCUUCGGUUCCUUUAACAUUCCAUAUAAUUAUUGAUGAAAAAUCCAAGCUCUUGGCCGAAAAUCAGCUUUCAGAAGUCGUCUAUAAGACAAACAAAACCCUAAUUUACAAGUUUUACAAUGUGCAAGAGUGUGCCUUGAAAAUUGCCGACAUUGUAGAUGUGAUGACUCCAUAUUUCAGCUCUAAGCCAGGUACCUAUUAUAGUGAUGCACUUUUUUAUAUUUCUUUGGGACUUUAUAGAGUAGCGCCAGUCUCACAAAAGAAAGCAAUAUUAUUAGACUGUGAUCUCUACUUUGCGGAGGACGUUAAAUUGUUGUUUGACGAAUUUAACAGGUUUAAGUCGACAGCCUUGUUUGGCUUAGCUCCCGAAUUAUCACCCGUAUAUUUCCACAUUUUGCAUAUGUACAAGAAAAAGCACAAAACCACCUUUGGGGACUUUUACCAGCAGCACAACACAUCCUUGGAUAAUGUUCAUCCAAGGGGCUUCCAAGGAUACAACAGUGGUGUAGUUCUUAUUAAUUUUGAGAAGCUUCGAACUUCUAAAAUGUUUUCCAAAAUCAUUUCGAAGUCUAGCGUCUUUAAUAUGACAGAAAAGUAUAAAUUUAAAGGGCACUUGGGAGAUCAAGAUUUUUAUACUUUACUUGGCUUUGAACAUUCCGAGCUUAUUCAAACCAUAAAUUGUGGUUUUAAUAGGCAGUUAUGCACUUGGUGGCAAAACCAUGGCUAUCAAGAUAUUUUUGGUUUUUACUUUAAAUGUGAACACCCUAUAGUAGUUCUACAUGGAAACUGCAAUACGAAAAUUCCCACGUAAAACAUUGCAUUAGGUAAAAUAUGCUAUAGUUCAUCCAAAUCCAAGACGGAGGAAACCUAUAGAAUGUAGUUUAGAUAUAUUAACGUUCAGUAGAUCACCACGAACUCUGAUCGCUUCUUCGGAAAAGGGCUUGACCGCUUCUUCGGAAAAGGGCUCGAUAUAAUUUAUUGCUGAUGGAGAAGUUGUCAAUGCAUUUUUUCUGCAUUGUGCAUUCGUUUGAGUUGCUCCGGCUUGGAAUUGUAUCGACUAGAGAUAAUUUUAGGUACAAUUGAUAAAUGCUCAGUAGGCUCGAAUCUGGUUUAUUGACUGAUAUACUCGAAAUUUUUACGCGUCCUUGCCAAUUUUGCCAUUCUCAGAAUAUGUGUAUAAGGUGCAAUAUUUGGUGUUAUGUUUUUUAUAAAUUUGUAGAUACAUAUAUUAUCAUUCCACUUGACAUUAUGUAGUGAGUUUUAUUGUUCUCUUGUUUGACGAAAACUACUUAAGAUAACGUGUACGACAAAGUGUUAAAUAAAUUUAUAUUCUUUAUAUGAA
Dendroctonus ponderosae (mountain pine beetle) is the source of this 1759-nucleotide messenger RNA. Its product is annotated as xyloside xylosyltransferase 1. The coding region runs from base 149 to 1228 and encodes 359 amino acids. Lineage: Eukaryota; Metazoa; Arthropoda; Insecta; Coleoptera; Curculionidae. Gene Ontology annotation, molecular function: UDP-xylosyltransferase activity. The transcript has 3 exons. The record is from RefSeq and is a predicted model, not a curated record.